This is a messenger RNA of Tetranychus urticae (two-spotted spider mite), 1387 nucleotides long. The record is from RefSeq and is a predicted model, not a curated record. Lineage: Eukaryota; Metazoa; Arthropoda; Arachnida; Trombidiformes; Tetranychidae.
UAGGUGUUGACGCCUUUUUAAAGCCUUACCGAUUAAAGUUAUUUACUCAAAGAGUUACCGUUUUAAAAUUGAUUUAAAAAUGUUAAUAAAUGAACUUCCAGAUGAUUGUUUGUUGGCUAUUCUUGAUUACAUACAAGAUUUUGAAGAUCUAAUAAACUGCUUCAAAGUUUGCGAAAAAUGGAGUAAUUUGAUUGCUGAUCGGACUAAAAAAGUUAAAUAUUUUAUUGGCCGACCAAAAUAUUUGCCUGAUUCUGUUUCUCAACAAUCAAAUAAGCCAAUCGAUGUAGCAUUUUUGAGCAAAUGGUUUCCAAAUUUAAGGUUUAUCGAAUUUUCACGCCCAUUUUUUGAAAAAACACGAAAGAAAAAUAACGUUGAACUAUCCACAGACGCACCGAUUGACGCAGACGAUUUAGCCAGAGCGUUUCAAAAUAUUAUGGCCGACUUAAAGUCAAACUUAAACUUAUCUCUAGCUCAGGAAAAAUCACCAAUCGAAAAACUUUUAAGUGACUCAGAAUCUUUGAAAGGAAUAAUCUGUGGGGAAUAUUUUAAUUUCAAAUCGAUUCAAUUCGAACCGCAAAAAGCUAACCUCGAAAUGCUAACUCUCGGAUACAUUAAUCCAAACAGAAUUGUAAGCAAUGAAACUGUGAAACAAUUGAACCUUUGGGACUCUACUCUAGAUGCAUUCAAAAAAGUGGCCCAUUAUUUUCCGAAUCUUGAAAGGCUGAAAAUUUCUAAUUCUAAAAACAAAACAGAUUUUUACUUUAAUGGUCCAGUUAUGCAAAAUCUUAAGAUAGUUGAACUGUCUGGGUCUUCUCGUCGUUCGCAUUAUAUAUUUUGUAACUCGUUUGUAUUCAUGGAUUCGUGCCCAGCAUUACAGAGUGCUCAUAUCAAAAUUGAGCGCGGUCCCAUUGCCACCAUUUAUUCAGUAAAAAAUGCAAACUUACAAGAUUUGGUUAUACAAUUAGUGAAUCAACCAAAUUAUUUGCCUGAUUCAGUUUGUCAUCAAACAGAUGAGCCAAUCGAUGUAACAUUUUUAAGCAAAUGGCUUCCAAAUUUAAGGUUUGCCGAUCUUUUAUACACACGCAAUGGGGAAACACCAAUCGAAGAUAUUAUCAAACUAAUUAGAGACUCAGAAUCGCUGAAAGGAAUAAUCUAUGGUCAUCAUUACUGUAUGGAAUCCUGCCUCGAUUUCGAAUCGAUACCAGAAAACCCUAAUCUCGAAAUGUUAUCUACUGGAUACAUUGAUAUAAACAUAAGGGAAAUCAAUGAAAAUAUGAAACAAUUGUACCUCUGGGACUCUACUAUAGAUCUAUUUGAAGAAGUCGCACAUCAUUUACCAAAUCUUGAACGGCUGAAAAUUUACAAUGGCGAAGGUAACUUCAUUUAA